GAGGAGGGACUUCGCCUCUGUGUGUAGUUCCGUCAUUUCCGUCCGACGGGGAAAAAAACAAAACACACCACUAGCAAAAUAGCUGUAAUGAAAACCGAACCUAAAAAGCUCAACUACCACCUAAAUUACCAUGUGUAGCAUACAGGUUAGGCGGUGAGUUAGCUAACGAUACGGGGAACUAAUGUUGGGUAGCCAACCAGCCUUUUUACAACAUGAAUUUGAGAGGACUCUUUCAGGACUUCAACCCCAGUAAGUUCCUGAUCUACUCCUGUCUGCUGCUCUUCUCCGUGUUGCUCUCCUUGAGGCUGGAUGGAGUCAUCCAGUGGAGCUACUGGGCUGUGUUCACCCCGAUAUGGCUGUGGAAGCUGUUGGUCAUCAUUGGGGCCUCUGUGGGCACUGGAGUCUGGGCACACAACCCCCAGUACAGGGCUGAAGGGGAGACAUGUGUGGAGUUCAAGGCCAUGCUGAUCGCAGUGGGGCUCCACGUCCUGCUGCUGAUGUUUGAGGUGUUAGUAUGCGACCGCGUGGCGAGGGGAAAUUACUUCUGGCUUCUCGUCUUCAUGCCUCUCUUCUUCGUGUCGCCCGUCUCUGUAGCAGCCUGCGUCUGGGGGUUCAGACACGACCGCUCGCUCGAGUUGGAGGUGUUGUGUUCAGUUAACAUUCUUCAGUUCAUCUUCAUCGCCCUGAGGCUCGACAGGAUCAUCAACUGGCCUUGGCUGGUGGUGUGUGUCCCACUGUGGAUCCUGAUGUCCUUCCUGUGCCUUGUUGUCCUCUACUACAUCAUCUGGUCUGUCCUCUUCCUGCGCUCCAUUGACAUCAUCGCCGAGCAACGGCGGACUCACAUCACCAUGGCAAUCAGCUGGAUGACCAUCGUCGUCCCGCUCCUCACCUUUGAGAUCCUUCUGGUGCACAAGCUGGACGGCCACAACAGCCUGAGCUACGUGUGUGUGUUCGUCCCUCUCUGGCUCUCCCUGCUCACACUCAUGGCCACCACGUUUGGCCAGAAGGGAGGAAACCACUGGUGGUUUGGCAUCCGUAAGGACUUCUGCCACUUCCUGUUGGAGCUCCUCCCCUUCCUGCGAGAGUACGGCAACGUGUCCUACGACCUCCAGCGCAGCGAGGACCCCGAGGCGGCCGAGGACCUGCCCAUCCCCGAACCGCCGCCAAAGAUCGCGCCCAUGUUCCACAAGAAGACCGGCGUGGUGAUCACACAGAGCCCCGGGAAAUACUUUGUCCCGCCGCCCAAACUCUGCAUCGACAUGCCCGACUAAGCGCCUAUCGGAGCGAGAAGGGGACUGCUGUACUGACGGGUUCGAGUCGCGAAGCCAAAAACAGCAGAGGACACUGCGUUUUCUUUUGGUUUCACCGAAGGAUUUGGUCCCCUGGCCUAAACUCUGCGUUAGCACGGCUGCCGAGACCGAACACACUAGAGCCAACAUGGUGACGGAACACUAAUGGAUCCAUUAUAGUAAAGACUGCCCUGCCUAACUCUGUCGAAGAUCGAAUCAUGGAACCAAAAGAAAGGACUUCUUUGUUGUGGUUUUUUUUUAUCCGUAGAUGAAGUUUCACUGUGUUGCUCACUCCCAGUUGUAUCCAUUUUUACGAUGGACAUUUUGGGGGAAAUUGACAACAGAAUUGUCUCCGAUUCACUUGGAUCUAACUACUUAGGUUGACACGAACGAUGACGAGAAGAGCUGGAUCUGCGUAGACUUGAACAUUUGACUCCGUUAACAGCGGUCGAUCACUGAUUCAGACAAACCUAAAGCCAAGAUGGCGCUCGUCUUGCUUUUAAGAUGGGGACCAUUGGAGAGACCAGCUUGAAUUUGGGAUCUUUUUCUUCUCCCGUUUCCACUUUUGACCAUGCAGGUUGGAGAAACAAAGGGGAGGUGGAGUUAAAAGAAAGGUUCAGCUUCUUUUAUUUAUUUAUUUUUUUUUCAGGUUCUUGGUACAAUAUUUGCAUGCCCGUAUAUAUGUAUACUGAAAGAGCUAGUACCUUCGCCAAGGCGGUUAUGCUCUUCGUCUCGGUUUGUUUCUGUCCCUCUGUCGGCAAGAUUACUAUAACUAUUCUCCUGAUUUUCAUGCCACACCCUUCCACCAUCGAUUUUGGAGGGGACCCGAAUCAUGUCGCGGAUACGCAACUAUUUUUUUUCUUCCACUUUCGUCAACAUUGUGGGGCAUUUGCGCUACAUUCAAAUUCCAUUUAAUUUAUAUAUCAAAUCAUAACCGACGUUAUCACAGGAGCCUUUACAGAUACAGAACAGGUCUAGACCUCACUUCACACUUCAACUUACAGAGACCCAACAAUUCCCCCAAGAACAUUUGUUCACAGUGGCGAAAAAAAAAAAAAAAAAAAAGUCCUUUUCAUUCAUUUGGUGUCGGACUAAUCGGGAAAAAUGUCUUUCCGAUUAUAUUUCACGACUCCCCUAUUCCGCUUCCCUUUCCCUUCGUCGUCACGCAAAAAUACUGGACACCGCUAUCGACGUGUCGUUUAAACACUCUGAGCAAUACAAAAAAAAAAAAAAAAAAGCAACACAUCGUCUUUGCAGCGUCGAUGUCGUUUCCACAUCACGACCUAAAGCUCACGGGGACACGCUAAAGUCGAGACUUCCCACCUCGGAAAACGGGACCAUCCGUGGAGCUUGCGAACGCACCACCUGGCCUCGGCGGAGCUCUGCCGGUCUCGGUAAUCGUUCCUUCUGUUCAUACUUCGUACCGGCUGUGUAGGGAUUCCUGCCGUCCUUCACACCAACUCAAGACACGUCGGGAACCAAAUCCACCGUUUGUUAAAAAAAUAAUGCAGCAAGUGUGAAAUGUCCUCUUUGUGUUUCAUGUGAGAGUGUGUCCGUGUGAGGGCUGCGUAGGAUAUGCCAACACAGAGGGGAUGUCGCACUAAAAGGGUUGUAACUGAGACUGCUGAAGUCUCCCAUUAGCUUCAGCCCAGCGUUAGAAUGCACACCUGCACAGAACGAGAACUGUGGAUUUCGUCCCCCCAUCUCUUGCACUGCACCAGUAUGGACAGGCUGAAUUAUUAAAGUGACUCUUUCAGUGGGUUUUUGUCAUGCAAAUAUUGUAUUAAAAAAAAUAUACCUGAAAAGAAAUUGAACCUUUUUAAAAGAGAACAAUGGAAAGAAAAAAAAAGCACUUUGUUAAUCAGUUUUUUUUUGUAUUCCUGUUUUUUGUGUGUGUAAAUAACAUAAGUCACAUUAGGGACCAGAGUGGAGAUGGCAGGGUUAAAGAAAAAAAAAAAAAAGGAGUAUUUGCAAACAAUCAUCCACAUCUGUUUCAAUUCAUCUUGUAGUACAAUCUGCGCCGAGAGUUAACAUAUUUAACGAGGACACAAAAAUAAGAUAAUCAUGGGGUUUUCAGUGAUUGUCAAGGCUUUCUGUGAUUCAAAAAACGUAAGGAAUGUGGCAAAUACUGUACCUCCCAUAUGGGACUGAUGAUGUGCAUCGUUGUGUUGUCAUUUAGCAGCUUUCACAUUAUUCUUGUAGUAUACUGUAGAAAAUGAAACUCAAACUAUAACAAAUUGCAAAUACUUUUUUUUUUUUUUCCUAUCCACAUCUAAUAAGUAGAAAAUAUAACUCCCGAGACUCCCUAUGUGUGUGUUUACAUUACCAUAUUUCCUCAAGUUAUCAAGUUACUCAGAAAAGCAAAAACAAUCAUCCCCAUUUCUUUUCAUUUUUUUUUUUUUUUUGUUGGACAAACUGAUUGCUGGAGUGUCCAGCAUGCUGUGUGUACAUUUUUUCUACGUGUCUCUUUUCCAUUAAAUUGGUCUGAUUUA
Perca fluviatilis (European perch) is the source of this 3781-nucleotide messenger RNA. RefSeq names its product transmembrane protein 185 (gene tmem185a). The coding region runs from base 213 to 1271 and encodes 352 amino acids. The transcript has 7 exons. Lineage: Eukaryota; Metazoa; Chordata; Actinopteri; Perciformes; Percidae. The record is from RefSeq and is a predicted model, not a curated record.